Molecule: messenger RNA, 804 nt
Organism: Panicum hallii
Lineage: Eukaryota; Viridiplantae; Streptophyta; Magnoliopsida; Poales; Poaceae
Exons: 1
Coding region: 93-626 (177 amino acids)
Source: RefSeq, a predicted model, not a curated record
CAACAACACACUCCGAUCCAGCACGUGUCCAAGCAAAGAUCAAGGCACCAAGCCACAUAUAGCUAGCUCCGAUCAGCGCGCGCGCGGCGGCGAUGGCUUCGUCCCUGACGACCGUGCCGACGGCGACCGCGGCGGCCGGCGGCCGCAGGGAUCAGCGCGAGGGCGCGGAGGUGAUCACGGGCGCGGAGGCCUGCUUCGCGCACUCCAAGGAGAUGCUCCGGGCGCUGGGUUUCCCGGGCGGGGUGAUGCCGCUGCGGGGGCUGGAGGAGUGCGGCUGGGUGCGGGAGACGGGGUUCGUGUGGAUGCGGCAGAAGGCGCCCUACGAGCACUACUUCCGGGGCACGGGCACCCGGGUGCGCUACGACGCCGAGGUCACCGCGUACGUGGAGGACGGCCGGAUGAAGCGCAUGACCGGGGUGCGCAGCAAGCAGGUCAUGCUCUGGGUGCCCAUCGUCGAGAUGAGCCUCGACGGCGAGAAGCGCGACAGGAUCUACUUCAAGUCCAACGUCGGGAUCGGCCGCUCGUUCCCCGCCGCUGCCUUCGCCGACGAGGAGGAGGAGGAGAAGAAGGAGGGCAAGCCCGCCGAUGGCGAGGAGAAGAAGGAGGACGCCGCCACCAGCAAGUGAGCGCGCGGCCGGCCCGGCACCGUGGCGUGCGUGAUCACGCGUGGAGAUGAUGGUUAAUUCAUGUAUCUUUCUUUGCGAGUUCGUUUGCUUCAUUCUCUAUUGCCUGUGUUUAAUUACCUCGGUCCAUACGUGAGGAAUAAUAAUUGAGAAAGUCGAUCUGAUGUUUACGCACCAAAAA